Molecule: messenger RNA, 1251 nt
Organism: Aspergillus vadensis CBS 113365
Lineage: Eukaryota; Fungi; Ascomycota; Eurotiomycetes; Eurotiales; Aspergillaceae
Product: GTPase-activating protein RNA1
Exons: 1
Coding region: 1-1251 (416 amino acids)
Biological process (GO): activation of GTPase activity; nucleocytoplasmic transport
Cellular component (GO): nucleus; cytosol; perinuclear region of cytoplasm
Molecular function (GO): small GTPase binding; GTPase activator activity
Source: RefSeq, a predicted model, not a curated record
AUGGCCCCUCCAAAGGUCUUCUCUAUCGAGGGCAAAGGCCUCAAGCUCGAUUCCGCUGAGGAUAUCGAGUCUCACAUCAAGCCUCUUCUCGAAGCCACCGACUACACUGAGAUCCGCUUCGGAGGCAACACUCUGGGUGUUCCUGCUUGCGAGCGUCUCGCCGCUGUGCUUUCUACGCAAAAGAGCCUCGAAGUGGCUGAACUUGCCGACAUCUUCACCUCUCGUCUGCUGAGCGAAAUCCCCGACGCUCUGACCUUCCUCCUUAAUGCCCUUCUCGAAAUCACCACCCUCCACACCGUCAACCUCUCCGAUAAUGCCUUCGGCGCCAACACCCAGAAGCCCCUCGUCGACUUCCUUGCUCGCCACACCCCGCUCCGCCACCUGAUCCUUAACAACAACGGCAUGGGCCCCGAGGCUGGUUCGAACAUCGCAAAGGCGCUCACAGAGCUGGCUCAGCGCAAGGAGGAGGCCCGCAAGGAGGGCAAGGAGGUGCCUCUUCUCGAGAGCAUCGUCUGCGGUCGCAAUCGCUUGGAGAACGGCAGUAUGGCGGCUUGGGCACGUGCCUACGAGGUGCACGCUGCCGGCAUGCGCUCCGUCAAGAUGACACAGAACGGUAUCCGUCAGGAGGGUAUCUCGAUGCUGUUGAAGGAUGGUCUUCGUCACUGCUCUGCUCUGGAGGUUCUCGACCUGCAGGACAACACUUUCACCAUCAUGGGCUCCACCGCUCUUGCUGGUGUGGUGUCCAGCUGGCCCUCUCUCCGUGAGCUGGGUGUCAGCGACUGCUUGCUGUCCGGCCGUGGUGGCGUCAAGGUCGCUCAGGCUCUGGCUGAGGCCAAGAACCAGAAGGUCCAGACGCUGCGUCUGCAGUACAACGAGAUCACCGCCGAGGGUGUCAAGCAGUUCCUGCACGCCACCAAGACUGCUCUUCCUGCCCUGCGUCGCAUUGAGCUGAACGGUAACAUCUUCAACGAGGAUGACAACAACGUGACGGAACUGCGCGAGAUCCUGGAGGCCCGUCAGGAGGAGCACGGCCAGGACGAUGACCCGGAGGACAUGUGGGGUGUCGACGAGCUGGACGAACUUGAGGAGGAGGAGAGCGAGGAAGAGGAGGAAGAAGAGGAGGAGGAAGAGGAAGAGAAGGCCGAGAAGCUUGUCAAGGACGACGAGGCGGCCGAGAACGAAAAGGUCUCUCAGAAGAAGGACGACGAUGUCGACAAGCUUGCCGACGUGUUGGGCAAGACUGGUCUGUAG